Molecule: messenger RNA, 1089 nt
Organism: Cuscuta europaea
Lineage: Eukaryota; Viridiplantae; Streptophyta; Magnoliopsida; Solanales; Convolvulaceae
Source: the annotation of a GenBank genome assembly
AUAGGCACUUCUGUUCGAAGGCACGCUGCUUUCUAUACUUCGAGUAACGCUAAUGGCAUCCACGGGAACGGCUCUGUCACUGAGUUCGUCUUCAUUCCUUAGCAAUUGCAGUGUAGGCAACAACACGCCGUUUGGAACUGCAAAGCUUUCACCGAAGACCUUAAAUUUCACCAUUUUUUCUCAAAAGAAAGUAAAAAAAGUGAGAAAGAUAAUACUGAAAGAGGAUGUGCAAGACUUGGGGGAGAAGGGACAGCUCUUGAAAGUGAGAGCAGGUUACUACAGGAAUUACUUGCACCCUAUGGGCAUGGCUCAAAUUGUCACCCCUGAACUUCUAAAAGAAAUGAAGAUUGAACAAGAGAGAAUUGAGGCAGAAAAAAGGCGGGUUAAAGAAGAAGCACAACAACUUGCUCUAACUUUUGAAACUGUUGGAGGCUUUAAAGUAAAACGCAAGAGUGGGAAAGGAAAACAAAUAUUCGGAAGUGUCACUGCCCAAGAUCUUGUGGAUGUAAUUAAGGCACAACUUCAAAGGGAUGUGGACAAAAGAACAGUCUCUCUUCCCGAGAUUCGUGAAACAGGGGAGUAUACUGCUGAAAUCAAGCUUCAUCCAGAAGUAAUAGCGCGAGUUAAAGUGAUUGUGUACGGCAAUUGAACACACAAACUUGCAGGAAUAAUUUACACUAUUUCAUGAUGUUUCUUCUUGAUCCGUUUUGUCAAGAGAGGGAGGACACUGUUACAGGCAACAAAUAUCUGAUCAAGCUGCAUUUACCAGGUCCCAAAUCUGUAAGUACAAUUAUUAUUUUCUCAUUCCAUUUGUUUCAUGGACUCGAUCCUCCUUACAAUUAACGAGAUGCUUUUCCCAAUGUAAUACUAAAACAAUUAACUGCUUGCUAUGAACUGGCAUCAGAUCUUUCCUUGUAUCAAUAUCUUUGUCACAAUCUGUGAUUCUAAAUUAGAUGAAUGGUCCUUCCCAAGUGGAAAAGAAUGGUUUGCAAUAGCCAAGUCAGAUUUGAUGCUGACUCUUUGCUUUUGUCUACUUUGCUGUCUUUCUCAUAGCAAAAAUGAAGAGUCAAAGCCCUUUCUUCUUUGUCA